AUACCCAGUCUACAUAGAGUAGGAAACUACUUAGACUCACUGGGCUUUUUACCAGCACCUGCGGUUAGCGGUGCACACGCUGUAGCGGUUACUCCACACCUUUUCCCAUGCAGAGGAGAGGGAUUCUGCAGACAGCUGACAUUUGUAACGCAGGGAAACAUCAGCACUUUUAUACGCUCCAUCAUACUUUUAAUCAGCAACUUUCUUAAGUGCAGAAAGCAUUUUUUUUCCCUCUCUGGAUUUUUCUCUGUCCAGUCUGCUGGCCGAAGAUUUGCCUUCAUUACACAUUUUUACUCAACCCAGAACAUUUGACGAGAAUGGAACAGCUCUAAUGAGGUUAUAAUGGCCUGUACCUCUGAACCGUGAGUUUGUUGUAACGUGUUUUUUUUUCUCUCCGCCCGCUUUUACGCACAAAGAUGAGUUCGGAGAAGCCAAACUUUCUCUCUCAACCCGUGGUGAAGAACGUUUUCAUGUUUCGAAACGGCGAUCCAUACUACGAGGCUCGCCGGAUAGUGAUAAACCAAAAGAGGGUGUGCAACUUUGAAACCUUGCUAAGAGAGGUGACGGGCGGCAUACAAGCCCCUUUUGGAGCCGUGAGAAACAUUUACACACCGAGAGGAGGUCAUAAAGUUGACUGCUUGGACAGCCUGAGGAGCGGGGAGCAGUACGUCGCUGCUGGGAGGGAAAAAUUCAAAAAGCUAGAUUAUCUACAGAUUGGCUCCAGGAAGAAGAAAAUGAUGCAGACCCUUCCAAUGCAGAUUAAACCUUUUCCACCAAAUAGAAUCAUUGUGUCAGCUCGAUUCCUGAAACCCAUCAAGGAGCCAUGCACCAUAUUUGUGGUGGCAAAUGGUGAUAUAUUGAACUCCGCAGUGAGGCUGUUGGUCCACCAGAGGAUACUGGGCCAGUUUGACAAGAUACUAGAAAUGAUAACAGAGAAGAUGGGUUUAAGAGUCCUCGGGGGUGUUAGAAGUCUCUUUACCUAUGAAGGCCAACAGGUGACUGAGGGGAAUCAGCUAGAGAGCGGUCAGCUUUAUGUGGCUGUGGGAAGAGAAAGGUUUAAGAAGCUUCCUUACAGUGAUCUGCUCUUCACCAAACCCAGAGGGACGAGGCGAGUCAGAGGAAUGAAAUCUUAUUCUCUGCCACCCAUCUACAGGUUCUCAAAACAGAGUGAAAAUGGUAAGUCCAUGGUCCAGAGCAGUGACAGUGGAGAUGGAGAGUCUCCUAAGGCCUCGCCUCCAAGCCACAACAAGGAACGCCUGUCCUCCAUUGUAAGAGAGAUUUCUCAGGCCAGACUACUUUCCUUAAAGAAGAGGAAGAGUGGACAGAGCUUGACUCCUGGCGACAAUGAUGAACUGGAACAGAAGUUUGAUGAAGGAAAUGCUGAUUGCCAAACACUACAAGACAAUGGAGCUGAAGCGAAACUUGAUGCUACUGAUACAAAUGAAACAGAGGAGAAUGUUGAAAAGCCAGAAGAAAAAGAAGAGGUUGCCACUGAAAAUGGCAGAGAAGAAGGUGAUUUACCUAGCAAUGAAAACAAGAUGAAUAACCAGGAGACAAAUGGUGAAAAAGAGGGGGAAGGAGGAGGAAAAACAGAAAUCGAUGGACAAAAAGAUGGAAAAGGAGAAGACAUAGCAGAAAAUGAGAAGAAAGUGGAGGAGGUAAAAGAAGAGGAAAAGGAGGAGGAUCCAGAAAAGAAUAAGGAGGUGUUUAAUGGUGAAGAGCAUGGAUCUAGCAGUGAUAAGGCCUUGGACAGUAAGGAGAUUGAGGAUGGAAGCAAUACGUCUUCUCAAGGUGAAAGGGGGAAAAUUGUGGAAGACGAGAAGGAAGAUAAAGACCACAGUGAGGUGGAAAAAAGCACUACGGAUCACACUAAUGAUGUAGACACAGUGGAGGAACAGAAAAAGACGGGAAACGGCAACGAUCCAGAGACGACUCAGUCAGAUAACGAGACUAAAGAGAACGAUAGCAGUAGAAGUAGCCGAGGCAACAGUAAUCAAGAAGAGGACGAAACAAAAGAGGGCACUACCAAAGAGUCAGGUGAAGAAGAAGAGAGCAAGGUGAAUGCAGAGGUCAGUGGAGAAGAUAAUGAGGUAGAAGGUGAAGCAGAGCUCAACACAGAUGAGAAAAAAUGAACCAGCAAAGAUGCCGAGUGCACACACAGGGGAAGAUGGUGAUCAAGAGAGGCAAGACGAAAGUGAAAAAUUUAAAGAAUAGGAAAAAAAACACUAUUAAAAGUUCUUUGAUAAGCAAUACUGAAAAUAUGAAGUUACAAAAUCUAUUUAUAUAAUGAAAGUGACAGAUGAUUUUAUAGAAAACAAAGCAAGAUCAGAGCGCACUCUGAGAAUUUUUUUUCUCCUAUAUAAAAGCAGUUUUGCAAUGCUGAGCAUGUAACCUAAAUCUUUAAAUGGAAACAGAAUACACAUAUAAAAUCCAUAGUAAUAUAUUCUUAUUUUUGCAUUAAAAUUAUCUUAACUAAUAGGUUGCUUUAUUGUUUUGUUACACACUGUCUGUGAGCAUUGUUGUGAGUGAUGCAGAGAAAUGAAAAUAUAUUUAUCCUUUGAAAUUGAAUGCUUGAAUACAGAAUUCUGUUUAUUUUUCAAAAGAAUGAUUAUGCCUUUCAUAGCAACUCAUACAAAUGUAUUUAACGAGACAUAUAAUAUUGUUUGUUUUUGAAUGGUAAGCUAAUUUAUAAAAAAUUCAGACCUUCUUCCUAAAUGAGUGCUUCCAUCCGUAGGGCUAAAGUUGUCACUGAAUGAUUCGGUUAGCAUCAAAUUGAUGUGCAUCAUAUAAAUUCAACAUAACCAGAACACUCGUGCAAGAUUUUUGUCCAUUAUAUUUUUAGUCCCCUCUAACAUCAUGAUCAACACAUCACAUUAGUCAAUAUCUUUUAUAACAAUGAUGUUUCAUCCCUGUAAUGCAGUUCCAGAGACUUACAGAAUCAUUCCCAGUCUACAAGUGCAAGUGGAUGCCCAGAACCUUACUGUUACGCUUAAUGUUGAUUUCUGUCACUGAACCAUAUUUUCAAUGUCUAAUUUUUAAAGGCAGUUUCAUGUUAUAUUAUUUUGUAAUGUUGCUGCUAUGCCAAUGUCCAUCUGCUUCCAGAAAAAUUAAACUGAGGGAGAAAAGGCAGUCUUUUUGUCUUCUCUAGCUCUGAUACUUCAGUGAUGAAAUGUAUCAGUCAAUGGAAUUGUAAAAAUAAAAUCAUUUUAAAAAGGGAUGAUGAUGUAUGAUAUUAGAAAUUAAUUUUGCAGCAGGCAUAAAGCUUUUUUAAAAAGUUCACUGA
This is a messenger RNA of Oreochromis aureus, 3283 nucleotides long. Its product is annotated as doublecortin domain-containing protein 2-like. Gene Ontology annotation, biological process: regulation of cilium assembly; cilium assembly; dendrite morphogenesis. Bases 417 to 2132 code for a protein of 571 amino acids. Gene Ontology annotation, cellular component: kinocilium; axoneme; microtubule. The transcript has 9 exons. The record is from RefSeq and is a predicted model, not a curated record. Lineage: Eukaryota; Metazoa; Chordata; Actinopteri; Cichliformes; Cichlidae.